AUGGUGCUUGUUGCUGGUACAAAAGUUAAAAUUGUGAAGAAAAAGGUUACAAAGUUCAAGAGACAUGAGUCCGAAAGAUAUCAUCGUCUGAAGCCCAACUGGCGCAAACCAAAAGGUAUUGACAAUCGUGUUCGUCGUCGCUUUCGUGGUAUGCGAGCUAUGCCCACUAUUGGUUUUGGAUCAGACAAGAGAACAAAGUUUGUUCUUCCAUGUGGCUAUAAAAAGGUGCUUGUCAGAAAUGUAAAGGAUCUUGAUAUGCUUCUUAUGCAGUCUUUUCGCUACAUUGGUGAAGUAGCUCAUACAGUCUCUGCGCAGUCUCGGAAGGCUAUCGUAGAACGUGCUGCACAACUGAACAUUAAGUUAACAAAUGGACACGCACGUAUUCGCACCGAAGAGAGCGAAUGA
Messenger RNA from Angiostrongylus costaricensis, 405 nucleotides. Lineage: Eukaryota; Metazoa; Nematoda; Chromadorea; Rhabditida; Metastrongylidae. The record is from the annotation of a GenBank genome assembly.